CAGGGUGCGGCAGAAAAGACAGCGUAGUAACCCAUAGUACAGUGUAUAUCGGCUCGAUGAUUACAGAUGUAAGAUGGGAUUCAUACAAUACGUAACCCAGAUGUUCCUCCUGGUGAUAAUCUUCAGUCUUCUCGGCCACUCUUCUGGUAAACUGGAAAUACUCAAAAAUGAUUCCCCUAUAAAGGCACUGGUGGGUGAUGACAUAACCGUCCCUUGUCACUUGACUGGCUACAAGAAUUCAUCUUUGACUACUUCUACUGUUGCGGUUCGCUGGACUAUAGGAACAGUAAAUAAACCUGUCCAUUUCUUUGAUGGUGAAAAUUAUACCCCAUACAGAUCUGGGUCAUAUAUAUCAGAAAGAAAUCUUGUACGGGGAGAUGCCAGUCUGUAUAUACCCAACCUUCAGUUCAGUGAUGAAGGAGAAUACACCUGUUAUGUAAUCGUCACUCCUCACGAUGCCACUAGUAAAGUCACUGUGCAGGUGUCAGCUAUGCCAUCUUGUAGGCUCAGUGACUCCACACUAGUAAUGGAUCCUGACACGGAGAGAUCUGUCACUUGUUAUGUGAGCGGCUUCUAUCCAGAAAGUGUGGAAAUACAAUGGCUGAUGUACAGUAAAGCUUCCUCCAAACAAUCUGAACGGAAUAGCCAGACCUACACCAGUGUGCCCGUCCAGAACCACGAUGGGACCUACAAUGUGACCAGUGUCCUGUCUAUGAGACCUGUGAGCACAGAUGAGGACGGAGACGUGUAUUCCUGUGUAGUCUCCCACAGGUCGCUGAAAGAUCGUCUGACAUCUAAUGUUACUCUCUCAGUGAACUCUAUUAGAAGUCAACAUAUAUUUAAAGUUGUGGCUUUGAGUAUACAACUGGUACUGGCAGGAGUAAUAUUAUACUAUUUUAUAAAAGUGAAACCAAAUGUCCUGGAGAUUUAUACAACAGACCUGAUACAUAAGAAGAAGUGCUCUCUGAGAUGUUAUAUAUCAGGCUUCAGACCAGGCAAUCUUACUAUUAACUUAUACACAGAGAAAGACAAAGGAAACCAGAUUAAAGUAGAUUCCUGGAGCUCCAUAAAACCCAGAAAGAGGUCACCAGAGAACGAUACUGAGCAGGGUACACUUUUACAGACCAAAGAUGAACCCAGAUACCUGGCCCUGGCACCUCUUAUAAAACGAUGUAAACGCUCCCUUUUCAACUGUGACUGUUUCAUAGAUAUAACUCCCAUGUUCCACAUACAUGAUGGGGCACGGCUCACUCUGGAGGUUCACCAUGCUGCACUGACAACACCCAUUUACAGACAUCUACAUCUAAAGGUGAAAGGUAUACCCGAAAUGGAUAAAAUUGAGGCCAACCAAGAAUUCUACAAAUCUGGGGACCUGUUGCAGCUAAAAUCUAAAAUUCACUCUUUUUAUCCAGAAAGUAUAAAUGUGAAAUGGUACAAAGACAGGGAAGAAAUUACAUCACAGGUUACUGCAGCUGAAAAAGAUGUCAAAGGGCUGUUUUCUGUCGUAAGUUCUAUGCAAUGCACUGUUACAGAGGAAGACUUUGGGAAAACAUUCAGGUGUAAGGUGAUGCACGAGACGACCUCCAAGUCUGUUACAUGGAGACUAGAGAAACGAGCUCUUCCCAUAAUGGAUGCAAUCCAAGCCAACCAAGAAGCAUACAGCGCUGGAGAAACAUUGGAGCUGGAGUGCAAAAUUCACUCAUUUUAUCCACAUAAGAUACAAGUGACAUGGCAGAAAGGAGAAGAAAAGAUCCCAUCACAAACGCGCGAACCUGAAGAUGAGAGUGAACCCUAUUAUGUUCUCGGUCAUAUAAGUUACACUGUUAAAGAGGAAGAUUUCGGGAAAAUAUUUACCUGUCAAAUUAAACACCCGUACAAGAAUGAUAGUGUCCAGUGGAGACUGGAAAAGAAAACAGGAAAUUGAAGCAACAUUAAGUCCAUGUGGGAUCAGCACUGAAUCAUUUCUGGAAAUCAUCUUCUCUUUACAAUGAUGAGGAUAACUGAAGGGUGACUACUAAUACUGGCAGAAAAUGAUGAAAUUAUGGAGACCACUCUGCCGGCCAGUCCACUAGCCAAACGUAAUCUGAUGGUGACCGUUUUAAGGGGAAUCUGUCCCCAAUUUUAAACAGUAAUCUAUGCUUAGUACUACAGAUAAUGAGUCCAGAUCACUAUUUUUAUUUUAUACAAUAGUGAUCUGAACUCUAUAUCUGCAGUACUACUUAUAUAUGACUGUAGAUAAUGGUCCAAAAUUAGGAAGACCGAUUCCCUUUAAACUCAAUACAAAACCUGGUGUUGACUAGUCCACUACCCAGCAACAGUUCCCAAAUAAGACAGCUCGCGACCUUUUCAAUGUCUGCACAGGAAAGGAGCAAUCCCUAAAUGAUGCAUACAAAAUAAUCCCAGCAGACGAACUUGCUCUUCAGAAUGUAGUUUAUAAACUACAUUCUGAAAAGCAAGUUUGUCUGCUGGGAUUAUUUUGUAGUCCACUAUCCAGGCACAACCUUGUGCCAAGGUCUCCACCACCCAGACUUGGGGUCCAUUCACACGUCCGUAAGUGUUUUGCGGAUCCGCAAAAUUGCGGAACAGAUGCGGACCCAUUUUGCGAACGUGUGAAUGGACCGUGUGAAUGCUGACCAGUCCCCUAUCCAGAUAUGAGCAGUUGCUGACCAGUCCACUAUCAGACAUAGCUAGUUGCCAAUCAGUCAGCUAUCCAGAUACAAAGAUUUGCUGAAUAGUCCUUUCUCCAGACUCAACUAGUGGCUAACUGGUCCACUCUCCAGACUCAACUAGUGGCUGACCAGUUCACUAUACAUACACAACCAGUUGACCAGUCCAAUGUCCAGGCUCAAAACAAACACUUAGAUGAUUAUCCCCCAUGUACAAUGAUGGUGUUUAAAAUUAAGGGAAGGAGACCCCAUCUAAGGCCAUGUCUACACACCACUGGUGCCGCAUCACAACAUCAAGCCCAAUGAUUGUGAACAGGGACACAUUGCGACAUCUGACCUCCCACAAUCGCUAUUCCAUUUUUUGGGGUCACAGGUCAUAUGUUGCAUGUGACUUUUCCAUCAAAGACCACAAAACAAGUUGUAAGUGACUGCAACGUGCUUGCAACCUUUUUGCAAUUUGGAUGUAUUUUAUAGCCAAACAGUAGGUCUAAAAUAGCUGCGCGACAGCAGGUUGUGGACUAGUCUUACAAAUGUUUCUGGUCACGCAACUUUACAACAUGUUGCUCUAUUGUCCAAGCCUUAUUUUUGGAGCUAUAGUGAUAUGAUAUAUUUUACAACGUGCACAUUUCUAUCAGUAUGUACAGGGGGACUACAGGAUGUAUUUUGGGGGGCAAAAAACACAGGGAUAGAUUUACUAAUCUAAUAUCUAAAAUGUAGAGCGUGUAAACUUUAGAGAGAGAGUCUAAAGGUCCACCAGAUGUACCACAGUGGCUGAUGCUGGGUGACAGAUCUGGUGCAGCUUUACACCGUCCAGUCAGACUUUAUGCCACCCAUUAGUUGUCUUAUUCAAACGUCAGUGAUUUCCAUCAGUGAUUGUGAGCCAAAACCAGGAUUAGAGCCUCCACAGAGAUAAGGCAUAAGAGUAAGGGCUCUUUCACACUUGCGUUCUUGUCUU
Bufo gargarizans (Asiatic toad) is the source of this 3621-nucleotide messenger RNA. RefSeq names its product natural cytotoxicity triggering receptor 3 ligand 1-like. The coding region runs from base 74 to 1924 and encodes 616 amino acids. The record is from RefSeq and is a predicted model, not a curated record. The transcript is spliced from 8 exons. Lineage: Eukaryota; Metazoa; Chordata; Amphibia; Anura; Bufonidae.